Messenger RNA from Peronospora belbahrii, 1446 nucleotides. NCBI's taxonomy places the organism in Eukaryota, Oomycota, Peronosporomycetes, Peronosporales, Peronosporaceae. The record is from the annotation of a GenBank genome assembly.
AUGGCCAGCGAGGUGAUGCAGCAGACAUCAUACCAAAGUAGUACUAGUGGUGGUGCAGCAUCGGCACCGGCACCAAGCAGUUCUGUUGUUUAUACACAUUUUGGUCUCAAACGACAGGAACUCUGGUUAGGACUCCAGCAACGAUUUGGAGCUACGCCCAUUUUCAGUGGGGUAUUAGGCAAUCAGAAAGGCAAACACGUAAAUGAGGAUAGCGAGAGUAAUGAGGAAGCCGAGGACGGAGAUGUUGUACAGGACAAGUACUUGUCAAAUGAACCUCGUUGUACAGAACGCGUUCGAUGCAAGUCGGCAGCAUCGGCGGACGGACGAAAGGGACGAGUUAAUCUUGAGGACUCGGAACUGCUUAGUGCUGCGCAAAAGGCGGGUUGUUUUAGCUACAUUAAACGAAGAUAUGGCAUUGCACUGGCAUUUGCAUCCGGUGAUCCGACAGACGAGAUUCGGGAGCCUAGCAAUAGCUCUCCACUGGAAGAUUACGACGGUAUAGGUUCUAACUGGGAGGCAGCUAAAGCUAAGAACGGCGUGCAGUUGUUUAAAUCCAAACGUUCACGGUGCGAAGUUCGUGGAGUCACGCAUGUGAAUGCAUCAGUCAAGAACGUCAUGUCCGUUUUGGCAGCCGGUGAGACAACCGAGGCAUUUGCAGAAGCACAGAAGAUCAUUUUGGGAUCGGACCAAGUGAUCGAGGCCAAGGUCUUGGCUUCCUGUGCUCAGCCGACGCACUCAAACUACUUCCACUGUGGACUCAAGUAUCAGGCUAUUAAGAACCCGUUUGGCACCAUGCCGCUGGAUCUCGUGUACUUGGACUAUACGGACGUAAGUACCUCAUCCGACGGCAAAUUGAUCGGCUACCGCAUCAUUGAAUCCAUCCGCGUGCCGGAGCUACGACCAUCACCAAAGUAUGUGCGCGCGUCAAUCCGUUGCGAGGUAUAUACUGUGCAGGAGACUAGUACACCAGGUGUUGUGAUUGUGACGUUUGCAUCGCAUCUUGAUCCAAAGAGUAAAUGCUCGUCUAGACGUUCUCAAUGGUUGGAACAAGCUGGAGUGCGUCUUUCAAACUUGCGUGCUCAUGCCGAGCAGACCAGCAUUGGCAAUCACUUUUUGUCGGAAAACAACAGGGAAGGGAUCCGUAAACACCGCUCAUUCACGACUGGAGACAAGGACAAGCAACAACAGAAUUGCAAUGUAUGUCAGCACGCCUUUUCUUUUCUUCGCAAGCGUCACGACUGUCGUCUCUGUGGUGAAGUAAGCUGUGGUCGCUGCUGUCGAAAGAUGCCUGUGUUUGUGGACGCAGAGUCUACGCGUGUCAAGGUCUGUCUCAGCUGUAUCCUGCACUCAAGGAACAAUCCAGAUGAGAUUCGACGCGGUGAACUUGGCCAACCUUCACGUCGUCGUGAUAUCAGCAACUCGACAUUCAUUAUCUACGAUGAGUAG